This is a messenger RNA of Lucilia cuprina (Australian sheep blowfly), 2216 nucleotides long. It is a transcript of the gene Gnptab, whose product is annotated as N-acetylglucosamine-1-phosphotransferase subunits alpha/beta. Gene Ontology annotation, molecular function: UDP-N-acetylglucosamine-lysosomal-enzyme N-acetylglucosaminephosphotransferase activity. The transcript has 4 exons. Gene Ontology annotation, biological process: N-glycan processing to lysosome; carbohydrate phosphorylation. Lineage: Eukaryota; Metazoa; Arthropoda; Insecta; Diptera; Calliphoridae. The coding region runs from base 138 to 2093 and encodes 651 amino acids. The record is from RefSeq and is a predicted model, not a curated record. Gene Ontology annotation, cellular component: Golgi apparatus.
UAAACACCAGCUGUUUAAAUAGGCGAAAAUAAAAUAUAUUUUUAACCUGUCCAGACAAAAUACUAACUUGUUCCAAGUCUAAGAGGAAUUUUCGAAAUGAUACGUUAAUUUGGAAUUGAACUAAUAAUAAUGGAAUCAUGCGUUUGGGUCGCAAAUUAAGUUUUCGUAUGUUAAAAAAGCACAAAUGGAAACUAAUAGUAGCAAUUUUUUUAAUCUUAAGUAUCAACUCACUCUAUCGAAAGAUUGCAUUUACUCCAACCCACUAUGCCGCAGUUUGCGAACCCAUCGAUGUUGUGUACACAUGGGUAAAUGGUUCAGAUCCUGCAUUUAUAAGUUCUAUUAAUAAAUAUGACCCAAACUUUGAUCCAGCCAGGUUUGAUGAUAAAAAUGAAUUAAAAUUUUCUUUACGUUCAGUGGAGAAAUUUGCUCCAUGGGUUAGAAAUAUUUAUAUAGUAACAAAUGGCCAAAUACCAAAAUGGCUCGACUUAACGAAUGAACGUGUGAAAAUAGUGCCCCACGAAAUUUUAGCGCCAAACUCACAAUGGUUGCCUACAUUUUCCAGUGCUGCUAUAGAGACGUUUAUUCAUCGAAUACCGAAUCUUUCAAACAGAUUUUUAUACCUCAACGAUGACAUAUUUUUGGGUUCAGAAUUGUACCCAGAGGAUUUAUACACGGACUCGGAGGGUGUCAGGAUUUAUCAGGCAUGGAUAGUUCCUGAUUGUGCUGAAGAUUGUCCAUGGACUUAUAUCGGCGAUGGUGCUUGUGAUCGUCAUUGUAAUAUAGAAGCAUGCCAGUACGAUGGAGGAGAUUGCUCUGAAGAAAUCAAUGAAAAUGCGGACGACAAUAAGAGUAAAGAACAUUUGCAAUUUAUUAAUGCAAAUAAGAAGAUAUCAACAAAUGUUGAGAUUAAAAUGUUUCCAAAGAAUAAUCAUUUGCCACACCACAAUUAUGGCAAUCAUAAUAUAAGUUUUAAAAAUAUAUUAUUACAAAAUAAAAACUUGUCGGAAACUGGAGAUCUAAAAUUGGUUGUUGAUGAUUUUAAUAAAAAGCAGCAAUCUAAAUUUCAUCAAAAAAUACAGGAUAAGUCUGUAGUACAAGAAAAGCCAAUCAGAAAUAAAUCCGUUAACUCAUCCCAAGAUGUUUACUCACAAUCUCUUAUUAAGACUAAUAUGCUUUUAAAUCAAUGGUAUGGUUUUAGAGCUCGAAAUGUGUUAGCCCACGUAGGAUUCCUGUUGGAAAAACCUGUUAUAGAAGCUAUGCAGGCAAAGUUCUAUAAAGAAAUUACUGCCACUGCCAAGAGUCGCUUUAGAUCACCGAAUGAUUUGCAGUACGCUUUUGCCUACUAUUCCUUUCUAAUGGAAGAAACCAAGAAGGUUACUGUUAGAGAAAUAUUUAAUGAAUUCGAUACUGAUAAUUCAAUGACAUGGUCUGAUCGUGAAAUACGCACAUUCUUAGCUAAAAUUUUUCAAUUACCUUUGGACUGGUCAGCUGUAAGAUUUUUUGAAGAUGUUAUACACAAUUGUAGUCUACUUCACAUGUCGGAUGUUGGUAAUAACAUUCAAUAUACUACAGUUAUGUACGAACGAUAUGAAGACUCUAAUCUACCAACUGUAACUCGUGAUCUGGUGGAAAAUUGCAUUCCUUUAGCUGAAGCUUUAGAUAAUAACUUUGCAUUAAGACGAAAGUAUAAAUACCAUGUAAAUCCUAAACAUUAUAUCCAUAACAAUUUUAUGAUGCUAACAUCUAAUUUAACAGAUGUAGUAAAUGCUUUAGAUAAAAUACGCCGGAAUCCCAGAAAAUUUAAUUGUAUCAAUGAUAAUCUGGAUUCCAAAUCGUCAGAAGAAAACGAGUUAAUUCGUCAUCUUUUAGAAGAUUUUUACUUAUCGUUGUUUCCACAACAAAGUCAAUUUGAGUUAUUGCCGAAAUAUCGUAAUCGCUUCGAAAAUUGGAAAGACUAUUUAAAAUGGCGAAGACAACAAAGAGCUAUAUUAAUUGUAAUUUAUGGUUUAAGUUUUUUAAUUUUAGUCUAUCUUUUAAGAUCAAUUUGCAUCCAUAAGGCUAAAUUUGUUAGCCGAUGCAUACAGAAACUGUAAUUUCUCAUACUGAUAACUUAGGGCAAUUAAAUGUUUGUUAGAAUUGUGACGAGGUAUAACAUGAUAUCAAAAAACAAAAUUCUAAAAAAAAAUAUUUUCAUCAUCAUUAAUAAUCUCCUAUAA